UAUUACACAUGUAAAGCGACGACCGAUGAAAUUGCAAAUCUCUCAAUUAUUGGUUCGAGAUAACGUCGUAUUUUCAUUUAUAAUUAUCAACGUCUCUCUGAACUGAACUAUUAUCCGCGGGAUUAAAUUAGAUUGGAUUUGUGUGUUUGUAGGUUAUGGAACUUUAUUAAGUGUGACAAUUUGUAUCAUUUAAGAUAACUUGAAAGAAUAUACAUGUAUGAAGACUAGAGGGAUUGAAGCUUUCGAAAAUUACUAGACGAAAGAAGAAAAAAACAACAGAAAAAUUUAACAAAACACGUGUAACAAAACAAGUUGACAUUAAGAAAAGGACAAAACUUUUUCUUUGUACGAGGAAAGAAAAGACUAAUGUCAUGUCCAUUGAGAACUUUGCUGCAAAAUGGCGGCUCCAGACUUACGGGAGUGAAGUGAAAACUGUUGCAGACUACAUUGCACUCCGACGUCGGAUGGGUCGUCUAAGGGUAACAACUCAUAAACCUGUUGAUGACGAAGACGACGAUGGCUGUCUCAGAUGUUAUACUGUGUGGGAUCUGUGAUGCCCAGCAUGUUUCUAACGGUGCUGAUUACUGGUGCCCUGAAUGUGAUGAAGGUCUGUGUUCGCCCUGUAAAAAUUAUCAUGGCGUUUCAAAAGCAUCGAGGCAACAUGGAAUUAUUUCUACCGACGACUACAAGAAACUUCCGGCUGAGAUAUGUAAAAUUGAACAGAACUGUACAGAGCACGACAAGAAAUUCAAAAUGUUUUGUCCAGGUCAUGAUAAACUUUGUUGUAUAAUUUGCAUAUCCGAAAAACACAAAGAAUGCACUGGAAUGUUUCUAAUUGACGAAGCCAUUAAGUCAUCAAGAUCUUCCACUUUUUUUGGCAGCUUGGAGAUGUCUCUGAAAGAUAUUCAAGAAAACAUUGAAAGAGUAUUAAAAGACAGGAAAGCCAAUCUUGUGGAAGUAAAACAACAGCAUUUUAAAAGUUUAAAGGAUAUAAAAGAAACAAGACAAAAAUUAAAUUCCCGCUUAGAUGAAUUAGAGAAAAACAUAAAAGACGAUUUGAAUUCAACUGAAACACAACUUAAACUCAAAAUUGAAACCCUCCUUAAUAAGUUAUCCACAAAACUAAAAACAAUUGAGCUUUUGAAGACAAAUCUUAUGUCCGUCAAACAACUAGGAUCCGAUCUGCAGGCUUUCAUUGGCAGCAAAAUGUUAGAAAAAGACGUCACUAAGGAGUUAAAUUACGUACAAAACAUAUCAGAAGAGGAUGGAUUUAGCCAACUUGGUUUAAAGUGCCGGCUAGGCGUUGAGAUCACAGAAAUUUUAUCCAAGGUUAUUGCGUUCGGAUCCAUAACAAUUGAAAAAAGCCCAUCGUCAACUAUUAUUAGCGUAGACAAAGAAAAGCAGGCUCAGAUUUUCACAGUUGUGCCACCUCGUAUUAGAUCGGUUGAUGAUAUUACUGCUUCUUUGAUAGCCGAUUUCAAGGUUCCAGUAGAAAAAAGAAAUCAAUUCGUAACAGGUUCAUCUGUCUUUCCUGAUGGAAGGAUGAUAUUUUCGGACUGCUUUACUCAUAACAGAUUAGUUAUCGUACAUAGUAAUGUAAUUUUAGGUACUGAAAUAUCUCUUUCACCUCUAACUCCGUUUGAUGUGACAUGCAUCGACGACAAUACUGUAGCAGUUACAACGUAUGACAACGAUGAAAUUAUAGUUGUGGACACAAAGAACAAACAAGUUACCAAAACAAUCAAAACAGGAGCUUGUCGAGGUAUAACGUACAGACACGGGCAGAUUAUAUACUGUGAAAAAGGGAAAGGGAUCGUAGCGAUACAACUGUCAAACUAUAAAGUAUGUACACUAGUGGAAGAUUGCACCAUGGAAAAUGAUUUGAGUUAUAUUAAAACCGUUGAAAAGAACAUUUAUUAUACAGGUAAUGCCAAUACAGUCAAAUGUUACAGUAUAAAGGGAGAAAAACUUUGGGAAUACAAAAACGAGUCAUUUCUGUUAAGUCCUUGUGGUAUAGCUGUUGAUCAAUGCGGCAUCAUUUACGUUAUUUCAAAUGAUAAUACAAGUGCCGUUUUGAUAUCACCAGAUGGCAAAAAUGGCAGAACAUUACUAGCUGCAAGAGAUGGAAUAGGUCCAUCAUACGGAAUUAAUUUUUUACAUAAAAACAAAUUGAAUGUUAUAAGUCAUAGUGGACGUGUCCUCCAAUUUGAUAUUGCAUAAUGUAUUGUCAAAGAAUUCUAAGUAGGAAGUUAGUUUUCAUUGUUCAUGAAAAAUGUUUAGUUCAUAGAUUUAGUGAUAUUGAGGAAUUGAUUAAUGGGUCAAUUUUAUAUUGUUUGAUAUGUGUAUGAUAUUGCUUUCUCGAAACCUUAUAGAAACAUUGAAGAGCUGACUGACAAAACUGAAUAAGACCGAAAGUAAUGCAAAACCCGGACAAGCUAUGCAGACUAGAGAUACAUUCUUCAAUUCAAAAUGAUAUUCAAAUGUAAUAACAACAACUUUAAAGCAAUUGUCAAUUUCAAAAUUCUAAUAAGGAUUGUUAUUGUUUUUAUCAUAUUAAAAU
Mytilus californianus (California mussel) is the source of this 2560-nucleotide messenger RNA. RefSeq lists its product as uncharacterized. Gene Ontology annotation, molecular function: zinc ion binding. The transcript has 2 exons. NCBI's taxonomy places the organism in Eukaryota, Metazoa, Mollusca, Bivalvia, Mytilida, Mytilidae. The coding region runs from base 502 to 2220 and encodes 572 amino acids. The record is from RefSeq and is a predicted model, not a curated record.